AUGCGAUUUCACGCCGCUUCCAGCACCGCCGAGACCAUCGGCGAGCGAUAUCACGAUAUCCUCAGUUCUCCUACGCUCGCAGGGCUCCGGCACAUUCGCAACAUCGUUCAUGAAGCUGUGGUGCUUGAGGAUGUUAUCAAAAGUACGUGGAUGAUCGAAGAACUCGCAUCGAAAAGCGUAUCGCUGCAAGAUCUGCGAGAUCAACAAGAGGAGGCUAUCGCCGACGAUAAGAAGAAGCAACAUAAGCAGGGUAUACGAUUCACACGAUCUGUCAUCAUCAAGGAGAUGAACCGCCUCAAGGAUGAGUGGCGAGAGAAUAAAGAAGUUAUCGUCAACGGCAUACCAAAGAGGCUGCAGUUCAAGCAGUGGUUGGAGCACACAGGGAAGCAAUAUGACUAUUUAUCUAUGGAUACACAGCGUUCACAAAUGACUCAAGCACUGAAAGAAGAGACUGACGGCUAUAUGAUAGAUACACAACUCCCUGAUGAUGUGCGUGAAGCUAUCCGCAAGGCACAUGAUGAUACGGUCACUUUCAACCUCACACAAGCACACGAGCACGAGGAAAUGGAUGAAGAAGACGAGAUUCUUCCUGUAAUUGAAGUCGCCGGCGGCAGCGAACAGGAUAUUUCAGAGCGCGGUAUCCAAGUCUCUAUGAUGGCCGACAUCUACUCAGUAGCUACAUCAGUUUUGAUGUGGAUUGGAGAAGAGAGAGAUGACUCAGACUUGGCUUUUGAAUCAAUCCCAACUCUUUCUCGCGCUAUAGAAGAGGCGCAAACGUCAGAAACGUUCUCAGCUAUACCAUUCGACAAAGCCAACAAGGACCUACUUCUCCGCAUACUGGAAUUGAAAGAUCCCAACGUAAUUCAGAGAUCACAGAAAGCAUGGGCAAAGUUGCAUGGGAGAUGUUACUUCAAGCGAGCCUGGAUCUUCCAGGAGGUUAUCCUAGCAGGGUCACGAGGCACAGUCAUAUGUGGGACACAACAAUGUUCCUGGGAUGCAUUCCAAGCUGCCUUUCAAGUUUAUGAUGCUACAUUAAAGAUCAAUCGUCUUCCUCCGCUAAAAACCAUCAUACUCAACGACUUUGUUUUUCGCUUUACAGGAUCUCUGGUACUUAACAUAGCGCUGCGUACAAUGUCAGCUUUUGAAGCAGGAGACCCUCGCGAUAAGGUAUUCGCAGCUUUGGGACUUGGUUUUAUGAACAGGGAAGAAAUCCAAGGUUGUGAACAUGUCCAGCUUCCGAGAGCAGAACGUGUCGAAAUUCCAAGAGCAGACUACACCAAGUCGGUUGAACAAGUCUUCAUCAACGCGAACCGGUACAUAAUUUACGAGUUUGGCGACAAAGAUCUAUGGCGCAAUCUCGAUCCGUUUAAUCAAACUGUCGCAGCUGAAGGUACCAGAAGCCUUCCUUCUUGGGCAUUUGACUUCAGUAAACCCGCAAGAACCCACGACGCGGCAUUCAACACGGAGAAACCAGACCAUUCGAGAACGAACUUGUCAGCUAUCCUAGCCACCCUUCUGUUUCGACGAGACCGUCUAAUAGAUGGGGACAUCGAUUAUGCAGCAUAUGUGGUAUGGCAGCUCAUGGCGGACAACGAGACAUCAGAAAUCUUCAAAGCCCCGCCAGAUUAUCUUCAACUUGAAAUUGCAGCCUGUGCAGAAACAUCGAAGGAACUGGCAGACUUUGACCUCCGCAUUUGCAAGAACAUGGAGAGCCGACACAACUACCGAUGGGAUUUUAUUUACACCGAGAAAGGAUACUUUGGCCUUGCGCCACAUCGCGAAGGAGGUGGUGACUUGGUGGUGACAGUUAUAGGAGGCUGUCCGGACCUUGUUCUACUGAGAAGAAUGUCAAGCGGGGGUGAUACGUGGUACGAGUAUGUGAGCAAGGUAUAUCUGUAUGACUGGACAAGGGACAAGAUCGAAACAGUGGAGGACCUUGGCGAUGAUGUGCAGGAAGUUCGUUUCGAAAUUCGUUAG
Molecule: messenger RNA, 1977 nt
Organism: Fusarium poae
Lineage: Eukaryota; Fungi; Ascomycota; Sordariomycetes; Hypocreales; Nectriaceae
Exons: 5
Coding region: 1-1977 (658 amino acids)
Source: RefSeq, a predicted model, not a curated record